UCAUCAUCCCCAAUCUGCAAAAUCGAUCGAAUUCUCAAAGUCCGAAGCACCCCCAAAACCCUAUCGAACUUUGAACAGUACAGAGACACCAUCAAAUCCAAAUCCACCAAGCUCCCCAAAAAAUACCCACGCUGCAUCGCCGACGGCAACGAGCUCCUCCGCUUCCACUCCACCACCUUCGUCUGCUCUCUCGGCCUCAACUCCUCUUCCAAUCUCUGCAAUUCCAUCCCCAAUUGCAGUGUCUGCAGCAUCAUCAAAAAUGGGUUCAAGCUUCCCAAUGACGCCGGAAAAGGGAUUCUCACGACGGCCACGAGCGGGAAGGCGCAUGAUAGUGCGGCGGCGGCGGAGGAGGACGGUGGUGGUGAUAGGAGGGCGAUGUUGGUUUGCAGGGUGAUUGCGGGAAGAGUGAGGAAGAAUGGGGAGGGUGGUGGUGGUGGGGAGGUGGUGGAGGAGUAUGAUUCAGUGGCUGGAGCUGCCGGAGUUUAUUCCAAUUUGGAUGAGUUGUAUGUGUUUAAUCCUAGGGCUAUAUUGCCUUGUUUUGUUGUUAUAUAUAGGGGAUUUUAAUUGAACACCUUUAAAUUGUUAAAAUAAAAAAAAAGGGGUUUAAUUCCUAAAUCC
Molecule: messenger RNA, 618 nt
Organism: Camellia sinensis
Lineage: Eukaryota; Viridiplantae; Streptophyta; Magnoliopsida; Ericales; Theaceae
Source: RefSeq, a predicted model, not a curated record